Chrysochloris asiatica (Cape golden mole) is the source of this 594-nucleotide messenger RNA. It is a transcript of the gene FAM221A, whose product is annotated as family with sequence similarity 221, member A. The record is from RefSeq and is a predicted model, not a curated record. The transcript is spliced from 5 exons. The coding region runs from base 1 to 594 and encodes 197 amino acids. Lineage: Eukaryota; Metazoa; Chordata; Mammalia; Afrosoricida; Chrysochloridae.
AUGGAGCGGCUGACGUUGCCUCCCGGCGGCGCGGAAGCCAUAGACGAGUACCUGGAGUAUCGAAGAAUUGUUGGUGAGGAUGACGGCGGGAAACUUUUUACUCCUGAAGAAUUUGAAGAAUACAAAAGGAAAGUUUUACCUAUGCGUGUACAGAACCGAUUAUAUGUGAGCUGGCGAUCACCGACUGGAAUGGACUGUAAACUUGUGGGCCCAGAGACUCUCUGUUUUUGUACACAUAGGUAUAAACAACAUAAAACUGAUUUUGAAACGAUGCCACAGCAGCGCCCCAUCAGUUUGCCUUGCCAGGUGACUGGCUGCCAGUGCCGGGCUUACCUGUAUGUCCCUUUGAAUGGCACGCAGCCCAUUCGCUGCAGGUGCAAACACUUUGCUGAACAGCACAGUGCAGCGUCUGAUUUGAUAUGCACUGCAUGUGAGUUACCUGAAAGCACAAGUAGUCAGGUUUCUUCCUUAAGGAAACCUGAAGAGGAUGAUAUGGCAUUCUUUGAAAGGCGAUACCAGGAAAGGAUAAAAAUGGAAAGGGCUGCUAAGCAGAAAGGAAAAGCACCUUUGUCAUCAACUACAAAACCUUCAUGA